AUGCCUCGCCUCGCCCCUCCCGCGCACGCGCAGGCUCUGACGACGUCGCUCGAGCGCAAGGGCGUCCUCGCGAAGCUCAAAGCCGAGCUCCGCGCGCACGUGUUCGAGGCGGUUCGCUCGAAGGACGCGUCCGCGGACGACGACGCGAACGGACGUCGACAGAAGCAUCGUUCUCUGCCCAAGGCGAAGCUCCUGUCCGCGCUCGUGCUCGAGUACCUCGAGUGGAGCGGACUCUCGAGCUCGAGAAGCGUGUUCGCCGCGGAGUCGGGGGAGGAGGAGAACUACGAGGGGCGCGACGUCCUCGCCGCGAAGCUCGGGACGCGAGGGACAUCGAGCGAGCGACCGCUCCUCCUCGCCGUGCUAGAGAGUCACUUCGGGGUGGAAGAUCCCUUGGACGAGCUCCCAGCCCCCGGGGGCGCCGCGACGACGGGGCCGGGAGGAGGCGGCGUUCACGGCGGCGGCGCGCGGGCCCCGAGCAAGGUCGGGAAGCUCGCGCCGCUCGCGCCGUCCGUGAACCUCGGCGCGACGAUGGGCAAGCGCGGCGCCGCGGUGACACUUCCGCCCGCGUCGCCGUCGCCGAGGUCGUCCGGGGGUAACGUCCUCGUCUCGGACGACGAGUCGAUCGAGAUCGGCGAGGACCUGGACUACAGCGACCUCGGGCGCGACACCGGGAACCUCUCGCUCGACGGCGGCGGCGGGGAAAGUCCGUACGGCAGCGCGUACGGCGGCCUCGGGCGCGACACCGGCGUGUCGAUGGACGCCGGCGCGGGGGGCGCGUCGAUGUCGAUGGGGGGCGGGAACGGGAGCGUCGCGUUUCACGACGGACUGAGCGACCGGAGCGGCAGCAUCGACGGCGCGGACGACGGCAGCGUGGACCUCGUCGAGAGCGCGGUGCCGAGGAGCCCGACGCUGGGCGGGGGGGGGGUCUCGCCCAGGGGCGGCGGCGGACGCGGGAGGAGAUAG
This is a messenger RNA of Micromonas pusilla CCMP1545, 963 nucleotides long. RefSeq lists its product as uncharacterized. NCBI's taxonomy places the organism in Eukaryota, Viridiplantae, Chlorophyta, Mamiellophyceae, Mamiellales, Mamiellaceae. The coding region runs from base 1 to 963 and encodes 320 amino acids. Gene Ontology annotation, molecular function: protein binding. Gene Ontology annotation, cellular component: microtubule organizing center. Gene Ontology annotation, biological process: microtubule anchoring. The record is from RefSeq and is a predicted model, not a curated record. The transcript has a single exon.